Molecule: messenger RNA, 4098 nt
Organism: Marchantia polymorpha subsp. ruderalis
Lineage: Eukaryota; Viridiplantae; Streptophyta; Marchantiopsida; Marchantiales; Marchantiaceae
Source: the annotation of a GenBank genome assembly
ACAUGGGCCGGUCGACUGGUCGACCCGUGGCCAUCAUGUGUCCAGAUGCGUCCUCCAUCCGAAGAGGCAACUAGCUGAACAUACGCUGAAGCAGAAGACGAAGAGGAUGGCACAAUGGCUAGGCGAUCCUGCUAAUCAUUGAUGAGAUCGCACAGAACAGAAGGCACAUGAAUCGCGUACUGUUGGGUGUCUUACUUUUAGCUGGUGUUGCAACACUGUGCGGUGCAAACAAUGCUUUUUCGUCUCGAAUAAUAAUGGAUGUGUGAUCCGGGAGCUGCAGCACAGUAGCACACCUCCUCAACUGGCACAUGAGGACAGAGAGCUGAGCAAGGGAGGUGUACUCGAGCACCCUCUUUCUGGGUCAGGUUCACCGAUUCCCAGCGUAGGGAAAAGUGGCCAAAACCGCCAAGGUUAUGGUACAGCCAAGAUGACCGAGGCGCUGCGGAUUCAAGAUGCGAGUGGCAGUGCGAGACCUUAGGCCUGAAAGGUGGGGCUUUUGUCCCCGCUCCGAGGAGUGACGCAGGGAGAGAAGGCAACCACUGGCACUGGCAGCGACGCUAGCGUGGCUCUUCGAAGGCUCGAGUCCAGCCUCCCCUCGUUCUGCCCAGAGAAUGGGCGUGAGUGUUUGAAUGCGGAUGGGAAGCUUUAUAUGUGCGAAUUCCGCAUGGCAAUUUCACCUCCUCUUGCCAUUCCUUCCCUAAGCUGUGCAUCUUUCCUCCUCCUCUGUCGGAGUGUAUCAAGGGGCAGCUUCUCACCUUGAUACUUCCACUGCAUGGCGCUCGUAGCCCAGCCUUGAUUGGUCGGACUUUUAAACGGAGUGGAGGCUUGAAGACAUGCACAUGCAGUUUCUGGCUAUGACGCUCUAAAUUCAAAUCAGCCUGGACGUGAACAAUUUGUCGAUAACAAAGUCCCAGUUCGUCUUCGCACGUAGGCAGCCAUGGAUGACAAGCUGGGAUCCCUCGAGGCCGUCGUCAAUGAGACGGCUGAUUUGGAACACAUACCGAUUGAGGAAGUCUUUACUCAGCUCAAAUGUUCCACCGAGGGACUGUCUCAGGCCGAAGGGGAGCAGCGUCUCAAGAUUUUCGGAUAUAAUAAGCUUGAGGAGAAAUCGGAAAGUAAGAUUCUGAAGUUUCUGGGAUUCAUGUGGAAUCCCCUAUCAUGGGUCAUGGAAGCAGCAGCUAUUAUGGCGAUUGCUCUGGCCAAUGGAGGAGGAAAGCCUCCAGAUUGGCAGGAUUUCAUUGGUAUCAUAACACUUCUGGUCAUCAACUCAACGAUCAGUUUUAUCGAGGAGAACAACGCAGGAAAUGCUGCUGCUUCACUGAUGGCUCGCCUUGCUCCAAAGACGAAGGUCCUUCGAGACGGAAAGUGGUCGGAGCAGGAUGCGGAAAUUCUUGUUCCUGGAGACAUUAUCAGCAUCAAGCUUGGUGACAUCGUCCCUGCUGAUGCUCGUCUCCUCGAAGGAGAUCCUUUAAAGAUUGACCAGUCUGCCCUGACUGGUGAGUCUCUCCCAGUUACAAAGAAACCAGGAGACGAGGUCUAUUCCGGAUCUACCUGCAAACAAGGAGAACUCCAGGCAGUUGUGAUUGCUACUGGUGUGCACAGCUUCUUUGGGAAAGCUGCUCACCUCGUGGACAGCACACAUCAAGUGGGCCAUUUUCAAAAGGUGCUCACUGCCAUAGGAAAUUUCUGUAUAGUCUCCAUAGCCAUAGGGCUGGUGAUAGAAAUCAUUGUCAUGUUCCCAAUUCAGAGGAGAAAAUACCGCGAGGGUAUUGACAAUCUCCUGGUGCUGCUGAUUGGUGGUAUUCCAAUCGCCAUGCCUACUGUCCUGUCUGUAACAAUGGCUAUAGGAUCUCACCGCUUGUCUCAGCAGGGUGCCAUCACGAAGCGUAUGACUGCUAUCGAAGAGCUUGCUGGCAUGGAUGUCUUGUGUAGUGACAAGACAGGAACUUUGACUUUGAACAAGCUGACAGUUGAUAAAAAUCUGAUAGAGUGCUUCGCCAAAGGUAUCGACAAGGACUUCGUGGUCCUAUCGGCAGCUAGAGCCGCAAGAACAGAAAAUCAAGAUGCAAUCGACACGGCGAUCGUCGGAAUGUUAGAAGAUCCUAAACAGGCUCGUGCGGGUAUAAGAGAAGUACACUUCUUACCAUUCAACCCUACCGACAAACGGACAGCCAUUACCUACAUUGACAGCGAUGGUAACUGGCACAGAGCAAGCAAAGGAGCUCCCGAAGAGAUUCUGCACUUGGCUCAUAACAAGGAGAAAAUUUCUGCCAGAGUACACUCAGUUAUCGACAAGUUUGCUGAGCGAGGGCUUCGUUCACUUGCUGUUGCCACUCAGGAAGUACCUGCCAAAAGCAAGGACAGUCCUGGAGGUCCAUGGGAAUUCCUCGGAUUGCUUCCACUCUUUGAUCCACCUCGUCAUGAUAGUGCAGAAACUAUCAGCAAAGCAUUGAAUCUGGGGGUCAAUGUCAAGAUGAUAACAGGUGAUCAAUUGGCCAUUGCGAAAGAAACUGGACGUCGUCUAGGCAUGGGAACCAACAUGUAUCCUUCUUCAGCACUCUUCGGCAAUCGAAAGGAUGAUGCCAUGUCAGAGUUACCCGUCGACGAGCUCAUUGAAAAGGCCGAUGGUUUUGCUGGGGUCUUUCCUGAACACAAGUACGAGAUUGUCAAAAGGCUUCAAGAAAAGAAGCACAUCUGUGGUAUGACUGGAGACGGUGUGAACGAUGCACCUGCUCUGAAAAAAGCAGAUAUCGGAAUUGCUGUCGAUGAUGCAACAGAUGCGGCCCGAAGCGCCUCUGAUAUUGUCCUCACUGAACCUGGUCUGAGUGUCAUCAUUCAUGCCGUGCUCACCAGUCGAGCUAUCUUCCAACGGAUGAAAAACUACACCAUUUACGCUGUCUCUAUCACAAUUCGUAUUGUGCUUGGAUUUCUUCUGCUCACGCUUAUCUGGAAGUUUGACUUCUCACCAUUCAUGGUUUUGAUCAUUGCCAUUCUAAAUGACGGUACCAUCAUGACUAUUUCCAAGGAUCGCGUCAAGCCAUCCCCUCUCCCCGAUAGCUGGAAACUUGCGGAGAUCUUCACGCAAGGAGUUGUCAUUGGCACUUACCUGGCCGUGAUGACUGUCAUCUUCUUUUGGGCAGCUGAUAGAACUGACUUCUUCGAGCGAACAUUCGGUGUAAGGUCACUACGUGGAAGCCCCAACGAGCUGACAGCCGCUGUGUACCUACAAGUCAGUAUCAUCAGUCAAGCUUUGAUCUUCGUCACAAGAUCCAGGAGCUGGUCGUUCACGGAGCGACCGGGUCUUCUACUCUUGGCAGCUUUCUGGAUCGCACAGUUGGUCGCGACAUUCAUAGCAGUGUACGCCAACUGGGGCUUCGCUCGCAUCACGGGUAUCGGUUGGGGAUGGGCUGGUGUCAUUUGGCUAUACUCCAUCAUCACCUACUUCCCCCUCGAUAUCAUCAAGUUCGCUGUUCGUUAUAUUCUCAGCAACAAAGCUUGGAACCUCAUGAUGGAGCCCAGGAUGGCGUUCACCCAAAAGAAAGACUUCGGAAAGGAAGACAGGGAAGCUCAAUGGGCUAAACAACAGCGCACCCUUCACGGGCUGGACAAGCCUGGGACGUCAGCUGAGGCAGAGAACUUGAAGGACGUGCCAGAACUCGCCGGAGAAGCCAAACGACGGGCGGAGAUUGCCAGGCUUCAAGAAUUGCUCACGCUGAAGGGGGCGACCGACGCGACUUGCGAGGUGGAGAGAUUUAGAUACAGAAAGUAUUCCGUAGGCCGCCAAGUAGCGCUGUAGGAUCGUGUCGUUUUAAGACUCUUAAUAGAAGAGCACCAGGGACGCCAGAUUUUCAGGCGUGUCUGCAAACAGGCAAAUGAAACGACCUCUUUUAUGGUGCAGAUGCAUAUAGUCUCACUAUAAUGAACGAUCCACGUAAACCGGCAAUCUACCAGGAGGUCAAGCUUAUUCUGAUUUCCUUCUGGAAGGGCCUUCACAUGUGAUCGUUCAUAGCAAGCUGCCUCAAAGUGUAAAUGAACACCACAUUUCUCCACAUAUAUUCCAGCUCGAUAGUUCAAAGGAACUAUGAUUUUCAAUUCGCC